AUAGAUAGAUAGAUAUACUUUUGAAUUUCAAUCUGCAUUUACAUUGACAAGCUAUAAAAUUCCCUGGAUCGGAUAUGAUUCACAUAGAAGACGUGAAGGAUUAUAUAUAUAUAUAUAUUUUUUUUGUUUGAGUCGCUUGUCAUUAUAAGAAAGGUAAAAACAUGAAGUAAUAAAUUUUCAUAUGCAAAAAAGUAGCACCUUUAUGAAUUUUGAGAGAAACCUUAAUCAUGCAAUUAUACGAACAUCAUAAUACUUUUAGCAACAACCAAUCAUAGAAUGGAGCAUGCUGAAAUAUGAACAACUCUUACUAUUUUAUUAAUAUUGAAUUCACAUUUUGAUAGUAGACCAUAGAAAAAUGAACUUCUUGUUUCAAUUUUAUGAUAAUUUUCUUGAUUAUUUUGAUCUCUAACUAAUAGAUCAAUAUCUUAAUAUGAAAGAAAAAAAAUAGGCAAACUCAAUCGUAAUAUAUAAAAACAGUUACUAUUUAGAAACCAAAAAUAAACAGAUCUUUGCCACAAAUAACAUUUUUGAUGUUUAGUUUUCAUAUAAAAAUUUCUCUUCUACGACAUGAAUUUCAUGCAUAGAAACGAUGCUGAAUCGGUAAAUCAAUCUUGACUUUUUUUGUUUUUUUAUUCAAAAAGUUCAAACGACAUCUUACUGAAUUUUUAAUGAGAUUUCUAAUGUUUUUAUAAUAAUAUACAAAAAAAUAAUAUUUAUUUAAAUUAAAAGAAUUUUUAGGAUCUUCUAUGGAAAUAUUAUAGUCGAAGAAUCAAAGUAUAUUUUGCAUGUGCAUGAAUAUUCUUAUUCUUUCUUUUUUUUUUGUCUCUAGAAAUGUUCAGAUAUAAUAAUAAUAAUAAUAAUUUAUUAUUGCAUGUUGAUUUGUUUUUUUUAACAUCUUAUUUAUUACAUGUUAAUAUUAUUUUCAUAGGAUGAAUACAUUGAAACAGCCUAUUCAUAUGAAAAAGCUCGUUGGUUACAUCUAUUUCAAGUGAAUAAAUCUUUAAAAUUAGUACGUGAAAUGCAACAACGUGUAGAAGAUACAAAAGGUAUUGUUCUAUCAUCAUUAUCACAAGAAUGUCAAGAAUUAGCUGUUCGUUGUGAUUGUACAUCACUUUCAUAUAUAUUUGCAUUACCUGAAUGUUAUACUGAAGCUCGUCGAGCUAUAAUUGCUCUGAAAACUUGGUUAAUUGAAGAUACAAAAUAUACAUCAUUUAUUCAAACGUCCUUGAAAGUACUUGAUGAAAAAUAUAUUGAAGCAAAAAAAAUAUUUGAAUUGGGUAAAGCACAUCUUAGUCAAGCUGAGCAUCGAGCUGAUUCAUUUCGAAUACAAUUAAAUAAAGCUGAACAAGAAAAUGAAAUAAAUGAAAAAAAACUUGAAGAACUUGAAGAACGUCUAAAUACAAAAGAACGUGAUUAUUUAUCUAAACGCUUAACAUUCGAAGUAUAUGAAGAUCAACUUAAAAAAAUGCUUAAAGCUGCUGAAGAUAAAAAUGAUGAUAUUGAUAAUCAUUUAUCAAUUGAAAGAUUUCAACAAGAAGUAAAACAAUUUUUAAAAGAAUUACCAAAAUUAAAAUCACAAAUGGAUGCUCUACAAGGACGUAUUGAAUUUUUAAAACAACGUAAACAAGAAUUAUUAACAAUGCGUACUGAAUAUAGAAAACUUAAUCAUGAUGUACAAUUAGCAUUAGAAGAUAAAAUUCUUAAAGAAAAUGAAUUUGAUCGUGUGACAAAUUGUCGUCAAGUUAUACGAAAUAUAUAUAAAUGUCGUGCAACUGAUGAUUUACCACAAAAAAUUUUUUAUGCUUUACCUGUUAAAUCAAAAAAUUCCGGUGAAGAUUAUAAUGAUGAUCUUUCAAAAGCAAUGCGUCUUACAUCAAAAUAUAUAGGACGUGAUUGGAGUCGACUUUAUUGGCAAUUACCAUUUUAUCCGUUACGUGGUAAAGAAGAAGUAUCAAAAGAUAUUAAUUAUAUUGAUGAUAAAUAUCAUCGUGGUGAUGUCUAUCGAGAUCAAGCAACAGAUGUAUUAAAUAAAUGGCGACGUUUUCAUACACGUGCAAAACUUGAAGAUUUAAUUCAAGCACUUCGAUAUAUACAUCGUUUUGAUAUUAUACAAAUAAUUGAUCGAUGUAUACUUAAACCAAAACGUUUAUUACAUAAAGAACAAGAAGAAAUUGAUCCACGAAAAAAAGAAAUUGAAGAUUUAAAUCGAAAAUUAAAUCGUUUAUUUGAAAAAAUUCAUACAGGAGCUAUAAAAACACAUGACACUUCAUGA
This is a messenger RNA of Rotaria sordida, 2272 nucleotides long. The record is from the annotation of a GenBank genome assembly. Lineage: Eukaryota; Metazoa; Rotifera; Eurotatoria; Philodinida; Philodinidae.